UCCAGAUUGAGCGCAGACGCUUUCCAAUUAGUGUAAACUUCCGUACACGUCAUAAAUGGCUGAUGAAGGCCUGCUAGAAACCUGCCAAACGGCAAACACGUAAUUGAGAAAACAAAAUAUUGCUCAGCGUUAUUAAUAUUUAAAAAAAAUCCAGUAUGUCGAAUGAAGGAGCAAAAAAGAAAGGUAAAGCACCUGGGGAGAAAAAAUCGUCUAAGCGGAAAACAAAGAGGAGGGAAACUUAUGCAGUGUAUAUCUACAAAGUUUUGAAACAGGUUCAUCCCGACACUGGUAUCUCCAGCAGGGCGAUGAGCAUCAUGAACUCAUUUGUUAAUGAUGUGUUCGAGCGCAUCGCUACAGAGGCGUCGCGGCUGGCGCACUAUAACAAACGGUCGACCAUCACGAGUAGAGAGGUGCAGACCGCAGUCCGGCUGCUGCUGCCUGGAGAACUCGCCAAACACGCCGUGUCAGAGGGCACCAAGGCCGUCACGAAAUACACCAGCUCUAAGUGAUCACCUGUGAGCUGUCCAAAGGAUGGAGGAGCAUUUCAACUGAAAAAAAAAAAGUCAUGUAAACUGGGCCAUGUUUGCGAUCACUCUUCAAUAUUAAUAAAUCCACACAGAAAAUUCA
Labeo rohita (rohu) is the source of this 627-nucleotide messenger RNA. RefSeq lists its product as uncharacterized. Gene Ontology annotation, cellular component: nucleosome. The coding region runs from base 156 to 509 and encodes 117 amino acids. The transcript is spliced from 2 exons. Gene Ontology annotation, molecular function: DNA binding; structural constituent of chromatin; protein heterodimerization activity. The record is from RefSeq and is a predicted model, not a curated record. NCBI's taxonomy places the organism in Eukaryota, Metazoa, Chordata, Actinopteri, Cypriniformes, Cyprinidae.